This is a messenger RNA of Lactuca virosa, 1264 nucleotides long. Lineage: Eukaryota; Viridiplantae; Streptophyta; Magnoliopsida; Asterales; Asteraceae. The record is from the annotation of a GenBank genome assembly.
AUGAAUAGGAAGUUACUACUACAAUACACUUGCAAUUUACAGUUGUCCAUACAAGAAUCAAUCGUUGCCACACAAACAAAGAGAAAAAGGCAACAGCUCACUUUGAUUGAUACUAAUCAAAGAAUGGGCCACCCAAAUGGAUUAGCACCUCUUUUCUCAUUUGGGGUUAUCACAGAUGUCCAGUAUGCAGACAUUCCCGAUGGGUAUUCAUUCCUUGGUGUACCUCGAUACUAUAGAAACAGCAUGCUCGUGUUACAAAGAGCAGUAAAGAAAUGGAAUAAUCACCAAGAUAUCAAAUUCUCACUAAAUCUUGGCGACAUUGUUGAUGGAAAAUGUCCCAAAGACCAAUCACUAGAUGCUGUUUGUAAAGUAAUUAAAGAAUUUCAAAAUUUCAAUGGUCCUACAUAUCAUAUAAUCGGAAACCACUGUCUCUACAAUCUUCCUCGCAGCAAGUUGCUUCCAUUGUUGUCCAUUCCUAGUCAUCAUCCCCAUGCUUACUAUGAUUUUUCCCCAAUCCCAGAAUACAGAUUCGUUGUUCUUGAUGGGUAUGACAUCAGCGCAAUUGGUUGGCCUCAUGAUCAUCCUCACACAAUUCAAGCCUUGAACUUUCUAAACGAAAAAAACCCUAAUUCCAACAAAGAUAGUCCUAAUGGGCUAGUGAAUCUUGAAAGAAGAUUUGUGAAAUUCAAUGGUGGAGUUGGGAAAGAACAGUUGAAAUGGUUAGACAACAUACUCCAAGAUGCAACAAACUCGAACCAAAAAGUUGUUGUAUGCUGUCAUGUUCCCCUAGAUCCUGGAUCCACAUCGAAUGAUGCAAUUUUGUGGAAUUAUGAUGAAGUUAGGGAUGUAAUUCAUAGGUAUGAUUGUGUGAAGGUUUGUUUAUGUGGUCAUGAUCAUCAUGGGGGACACUCUGUUGACUCUCAUGGAGUACAUCAUCGAGUACUUGAAGCAGCUUUGGAAUGCCAGCCUGGCAUAGAUGCGUUUGGAUAUGUAGAUGUGUUUGAAGAUAGGUUAUCACUUAUUGGUGCUGAUGGAAUGGUAAGCAGUGAAAUGGUUUUCAAGCGCUAAACAUGACAUGAUAUGAUUUAGAUUUUGAUUUUUUUACAAGAAGACUAAAUUACAGUUUUGGUCCCUGUGGUUUCCACUAUUCUGCACUUUAGGUCCAAGUUUUGAAACUUAUUCUCGGAUGGUCACUGUGGUUGGCAAAAGUUGCGUGCUUAGUCCAUGAAUCUUGUUAAAUGUCUCUAAAAUGAACAUUUACCCC